AUGGCCUCUUCUGGCGGACGAGAUAAACUUCGCAGCCGGGGACCGCGCGUGUUUGCCUUCGGAAGCAGCACGCCGCGCGACAUGAACAAGGUGAGAAUCCCCCUGGGGAGCGAUGAAAGCGUCGGAAGAGAAGGGAGUACAACUCUCACUUCAAUUAGUUUUUCGAUCAACUCGCCGUACCCCUCAUCCCAUAAAAAGCGGCCAUAAAAAUUGAAUAAAAAGAGCGAUGGGAGGGAGGGAAUUCCAAAGUUUGUGAAAGCGAAUUCGAGGGGUUUCAUAUGCAGGUUACACCGAAGCUCCGGAACUACGAUGCGAAGUCGGUUGACAAGGCGGAAGCUCCGAAUCUGCACGACUACAUCCUCAAGGCGAGAAGUCUCUCCCGAGAAGGUUCCUUCCGCUUUCCCUUUCCGAUCCUUCUCACCCAGAUUCCUUCCAGCCGGCAACUCCCGUAAUCAGUUUGUUUUCGGCUCCUCCACUCCUCGAACUCUUGCUCAUUUGGAUAAGAUUCCACAUAAACAAAGAGUUUACGAUGCGAAGAUUCCAAAGAAAAGUGCGACGCACAGUGACUUCAAGGCGGCGCCCAUCAGAUUCAAUGCUCGUGAGCCCACUCAUUCCGUAUUCUCUCUUCAUUCUCUCUCUCUCUCUCGCUUUCCAGCUUCGGCGCCCAUCAGCAAACCGACUAAAAAGGAGGAAAUCCGUCAUGUGAUCACUUCGAAAGACGACGAUAUCGCAUCGGAACCGGAUUUUGUGCAAGACCGUGAAGAGUUUAUGAACGAGAUGAGAAAGCACAAAAAGGAAUUGGAAGCGAAGAAGUCGAUCGGAAAGACAGAUGAGGCCCCGAAAGCCGCCGAGUCCCGUCAUGAGCACGUGAAGUUCGCGCAUGCUCCGGAAAUUGCUGGAAAUGCUCAGAAGGCCGUUCGAAUCCGGACGGAAACGCAAGAGGAAGCUCCCGUCGCCGUGAAGAGCUUGUCGGCGAACAAGAUGAACGAUCAGGUGCACUCGGCAAGCACCUCUUCUCAUUCGGUCCCUUUUUCAGAUCGAAGUGAGCCAGUUGAUGAACGAGAUAACGCCGGAAAGUGUGCCAGCGGUGGAGAAUCGCGACGGUCAUAAGGGCGCAAAUGUGGUCGGCGACUUGCUGGCAAAAGUGCAGAAAGUGGCUGGAGACACGGCUGAUAAGGUGGGCGGAAGGGGAAAAGAAAUGAUAAAGAAUUGAAAUUGCAGGAGGCGAAGACGACGAUCGUGGAUGACGUGGCAAAGGUAAGAAAAAAGAGAGAAAGAGGUAGAGAAGGAGAUCAUUUUCAGACAAUCAAAAAAGCGGAGGAUGACGUGGGAAAGGUAGUAGCACAAAGCUUUUUUAGCUCAAAAACGAGUCACCAAUUGAAGAAAAUGAAUAAAAUUGUUCAAGAGACGAAUGCAACUGUAAAUGCGACAAAGCAAGAAAUUGAGAAUGUAAGCAACCAUAUUCGAUACGAUAUAUCUCAGCUACCGGCGGAGAUAUCAAAAAUUUGGCAACUGAUAAAAUGUACACAAUGCCUCAAAGGGAUUAGUUGACAAUUUCUUGAUAAUUCUACCCGCAGCUGAGAUAUAUAGUUUUGAAUGGAAGAUAUCUUUUACUAUUCGUUUUUUUUCUUCUAGAAUAUCGCCGAGAAAGUGGACGAUAUCACAAAAGCGUUGGAGAAAUCUGCGAAAAGUUUGGAAGACGCCAAAUCGAACGUUGAGGAUAAAGUGGAGAAGGCGAGUGCGCCGAGAAUGGCCGAUUGAUUUGAACUGAUUUCAGACAGGGGCCGACAUCAAAAACGCACUUCUAACAGCUGCGGAGAAGACUGAAAAAGUUCGUGAAUGAAUUGGAUAUUCUCCUAGAGAAUCUGUGUUUCAGGGAGCAUCGGAAGUUGUGAAGGCGGUGGAAUCGACUGUGAAAUCUGGAGAGAAAGCGGUCGCCGGUCUGGCUUCUGACGUGAAGAAGGUGCUUUGCUUUGAACAGACCAAGUUCAUCCAGUUCUUUGCUUUUUACAGACACUCGAUUCCACCGAACAAAAGAUCGGAUCCACGUUCUCGAAGAUCGGAUCGACGGCCGAAUCCGCUUUCGACGACGUCAAGAACGGACUGACUCUCCGCAACUUCUAA
This is a messenger RNA of Caenorhabditis sp. 36 PRJEB53466, 2124 nucleotides long. The record is from the annotation of a GenBank genome assembly. NCBI's taxonomy places the organism in Eukaryota, Metazoa, Nematoda, Chromadorea, Rhabditida, Rhabditidae.